Messenger RNA from Paramuricea clavata, 256 nucleotides. The record is from the annotation of a GenBank genome assembly. Lineage: Eukaryota; Metazoa; Cnidaria; Anthozoa; Malacalcyonacea; Plexauridae.
AUGGUAAGUCCCACCGAUGUAAAUGGCAAAGAAAUAAACCUGGCGGGAACGGUGUCUAUGAGUCAUAUUCUCUCAGGAUAUCUUUUUGAUGCAUGUUUCAAUGCAUUUCAUCACGACGCCCUGCCAUAUCUGCUGCCGUAUAAUCUUAAGAAUGAAAACGAAAGUUGGAUUUAUAGUCAGCAUUAUGUCUCAUUGUUAGCCAAACAUUAUUUCUCGGGCUCUGUCCUCAUUUACGGCAACGUGAACAUUGUGAACG